AUGCCAGAGGUCACGGAGGGCGCCACAGCUCACGAUAGGUUUCCACCACGAUCAGUCUCUCUCCAGCCACUGCGAGGUCUCCCAGCCGAAAUCGAUAGCCACGGACCUCAUACGACCUUCGAUGAGAUCAUCCCGCCCGUCUCAAAUGCAACUGCCCGGAAGGCCUUUAGCCUCCGUAGUAUCUUGCAGAAGGCUCGGGGCGGAGAGAAGAGUCGUGUGGGCCGAGCUACCAAAUCGAACUCGCGAAGCAGCAGUAGCGGUGCCGGCAAGACGGCUUUCAAGGGCAGGAAGUUUGGGAAGAACGCACGCAACCCAACGACUUCGCUUGGAGCUAUAUCAACGCCGAUAGUUGUGCCUACUCCCUCAUUGUUGCAGCAACUUGGAAGGAACCACAUCGACCUUAGCCCAAGUCAAGACACUCCUGCAUAUCUUCAGCAGGCAGUGUCGACACCGUUCAAGCCCGCCACUCCGGAAUCACCGAACCGCCAUGCUCCGCCAACAUCGUUUGCCACGCACAAUAUGAAUGCCAUGGCUGGGCAUCACGAAACCCUGACCAUGCCUCCACUUCCUCUGUCUCGCCCUACAGAACUUCGCAGACCAGAGGGAAACGCAACUAGUGAUGCAGGAGUGCAGACCGAACCAUCCGCCAACGGUUCGGCCUGGACCUGCGCACACUUCGAUGCACUCAGUGAAUCCGUCUGCAGAAAAGUCCGAGAAGCGAACACAAGUGCACAAAGAGACCAGUACCUUGAGAUGGCUCUUGAAGUUCAGAAGCUGCUCGUCGACUACCAGCGGUUGGGAGAGGUUGUUGAAGACACUUCUAAGUUCCUCAACCAGAAGAUGAUAGAAAGGAAGUCGAUCGAGACCAAGCUUCGAGCUAUGAUGGAGGAGUCAUAG
Molecule: messenger RNA, 897 nt
Organism: Aspergillus tubingensis
Lineage: Eukaryota; Fungi; Ascomycota; Eurotiomycetes; Eurotiales; Aspergillaceae
Product: eukaryotic glutathione synthase, ATP binding domain family protein
Exons: 2
Coding region: 1-897 (298 amino acids)
Source: RefSeq, a predicted model, not a curated record